UCCAGAGCUGAGGCUGUCACUGCGUCCAUCUUCGUUGCGGCUUCCUUUUCACAUGAGGGCAGUGUACUAGAGUGCAUUACAACCGUCCAAGCUCGCAACGUGACUAUAUGAACACUCUACCCGCACUCGACCAAGAUCCUGCCAAGGACGUCGUUGCAGCUCGCCGUAUGCGAUGUCCGCCUAUCCUCGUAUCCGCAUGCCCUCCCACUCCUCUGCUGCAGCGCCACGAAAGACGUCACAGGUGGACCGUGAUGAGCACCCCGUAGAUUGGUCCUACUAUUCCCAUCUCAUGAAGGACCACGACGAAGCAAUGGUCCAAAACUGGAAGGAAGAAGUCGAUACCUUACUAGUCUUUGCUGGUUUGUUCUCGGCGGUCGUCACGGCUUUCAACAUAGAGGCGUACAAGCUUCUCCAGCCAGACCCAUCGCUAUCCACGAUACAAGCCUUGGAGACAAUCUCGCAUCAGCUCCAACAACUUGGUGGCAACUUUACGUCUGCCGCGGUACCGCGUCCUACGUCGGGUCCCACCCAGGGCCGUGCCUCUGCCCAGAGCGUGCGUAUCAACGUACUUUGGUUUACCAGUCUUGUGUGCGCGCUCUUCUCCGCCCUCCUGGGAAUCAUGGUCAAGCAAUGGCUUCGCGAAUACAUGGCUGCCGUAUCCCUCUCCUCCCGCGACAGCGUCCGAUUGCGGCAGCAUCGUUUCGAGGGACUGAUCGCAUGGCAUGUCCCGGAGAUCAUGGCGUUCCUUCCCAUCCUGCUCGAGGCAUCCUUGAUAUUAUUCCUAGCCGGACUCGUCGACUUCCUGUUCUUGCUGCAGCCACUCGUCGCCGGUAUUAUCACGUCCCUCGUUGGGGCCGUCUUGCUCUUCUAUGUCGUUAGCACCAUCGCGCCCGCAUUCUCCGGCCGCUGCCCUUAUAAAUCCCCGCAGUCCUGGGCAAUAAUCCGG
Molecule: messenger RNA, 946 nt
Organism: Dichomitus squalens LYAD-421 SS1
Lineage: Eukaryota; Fungi; Basidiomycota; Agaricomycetes; Polyporales; Polyporaceae
Exons: 3
Source: RefSeq, a predicted model, not a curated record